Molecule: messenger RNA, 8667 nt
Organism: Patella vulgata (common limpet)
Lineage: Eukaryota; Metazoa; Mollusca; Gastropoda; Patellidae
Exons: 6
Coding region: 103-3342 (1079 amino acids)
Cellular component (GO): nucleus; cytoplasmic ribonucleoprotein granule
Molecular function (GO): mRNA binding; metal ion binding; RNA endonuclease activity
Source: RefSeq, a predicted model, not a curated record
UAUUUUCCUGCUUGGAAAGAGAAGACGGAGUAAACGUAAAAAGGAAUCACAGCAAUUGCGAGAGUUUUCAUAAGAAUAUGGCGUUUUCCGUCGUUAUAUAUAAUGGCCGAAGAUGAUUUCUUCGUAAAUAGAACCAAGGUUGGAAUUGUCGAAGCAACCAAAGAGCGAGUACUCCAUUUAUUCCAGGUCGAUUUAGACGUAAUACCCGAUAAUGACAAUGCGAAAGUGCACCUUUCCUCCUCGACUAAUUCACAGGAAAACAUCAAGAAAGCGCAAACAUAUUUACAGGCCGCCUUAGAAACAGGUGAUGAUUUUGUUAAAGAAAAGUUGAAGUUGAACCAGCAAGAAUUCAAUAUGGUGCUAAAUGAAUAUGAUAAUAUUGAAAUAUUAACACAAAUAGUUUUGACAAACUGCAAGGACACAGAAGAAAUCUGUAUUAAAGGAUGUACAAGAAAUGUUAUUAAAGCCAGGGAUCUCAUUAAAACUAUGGCGCAUAAAUUUUCAUUCAGUGAAACUACCUUUAAUCUUGAUGUACGAGGAGAUGACUUGGUGGAAACAUCCCGUAAAAUGAAUUCGGACUUGAGAAUUACAGAUAACAAUAAUUCUGUGACUUCAAUUCUUCAUCAAUCUUCAGAUAGUUUGAGUGCUCGUGGUGGAGACCCUUCUAGCUCUGAGGUUGAGGAAAAUUUAGAAACGGACAGUACAUGUGCUUUUGUUCCUUAUAGUUAUCCUGACCCAUUGACACAGAGUAACUCGAGCUCUAGUAGUCUGGAAACGGAAUCCGAACGUAUACUCUCUGACCCUGAAAAUUCCACUCAAAUAGAAAAGGCACUAAAAUUAGGAUAUUCUGAAUAUCAGAUUGUAGCAGUGUUAAAGAAACUUGGCGUGACUGCUGCUAAUGUAGAUCCAAACACUCUGUUGACUGAAUUAAUCAAACAAGGUGCUCUGAGUCCGGAUGUCAGUGGAAGUGAAUUUUUGUUGAAGUCUAAUAAUGACAAUAGUUCUGGCGGAGGGGAUUUGAUAAAUAAUUCCAAGAUUGAUACAUGCGAUGCUGAUGAUGUGGAUAAUUUACGACAUAUUGUUGUAGAUGGAAGUAAUGUAGCUAUGAGUCAUGGUAAUAAAGAGGUGUUUUCUUGUCGAGGUAUUCAACUGGCAGUAGAGUAUUUUAGAGCGAGGGGUCACAAAAAGAUUACAGUCUUUGUUCCACAAUGGCGGAAAGAGUCUUCGAGACCUGAUGCUCAAAUUAAAGAUCAGGAAAUAAUGAAGCAGUUAGAAAAAGAGAGAGUUUUAGUGUUUACACCAUCGAGACGAGUAGCUGGAAGACGAAUUGUAUGUUAUGAUGAUAGAUAUAUUCUCGAUGUAGCCCAUUCUAAUAAUGGCAUUGUAGUUUCUAAUGAUAAUUAUCGCGAUUUAUAUAAUGAGAAACCUCAGUAUAAAAAAGUGGCAGAGGAGCAGCUUCUACAAUAUGUCUUCGUGGAUGAUCAAUUUAUGCCACCAGAAGAUCCGUUGGGUAAACAUGGACCUACUUUAGACAACUUUCUAAGAAUUACACCAAUUGUGAGUGAACCUUCUCAACCCUGUCCUUAUGGCAAAAAGUGUACUUAUGGCAACAAAUGUCGCUUUUCACAUCCAGAAAGAGGAAAUCGGCCACAUAGAUCUGUGACAGAGCUGCUGUCGGAACAAAGUAGUCAGAAACUGAAAGAUAGAGCUGUUAAAAUGGAAGAGAAGAAAAAGAAGGAAAUUAUACGAAAGAAACAGAGUUUAAGGAGAACACAGUCUAUGUUUCCAGAAGAACAUGCCAGUAUUGAAAGGAAAGUCUCAUUACCAAAUCCAGGAAUUGAGGAGAAUCAAACAUAUACACAGCCAGGUUCUAUUGCGGCAGAAACUAAUAUCAAUCAUAUACUUAAUUACCAUCGUGGAAUGUUAGAAAGUGCGGAACGUAAAUCGAGGGAUGCAAGUCCUGUACCUAAAGUAGCUGUUCAACCAGCACCACCACAAACUUAUAAUGACAAUAUUUGUAUUGGGAGUGAGGGUGGUUAUGUACGUGAGUUAGAAUCGGUAACAGCCACCUUACCACCUCCAACGUUAACACAGGCCAAUAAUAAUAACACUGAACAACCUCUACCUGAUCAUCUUAUACUGGCUAAAAAACUGUCGGAUGACGCACAAGACAGACCAACAAAAUUUUUUGAUUCUCCAGUAUCAAGCACUCAAUGGCCGAGAAAUACUGAAGAUCAUUCAAGACUUAGCCAAGAACAAAUACACAUUUCUCAAUAUGGCUAUCCUGGAUCAGGCAUGCCACCGAGUGAGUUUGGCACAUGUUACUCCGGCCCUGCCUCAGUAAUGAGACAAGAUCCGGUGAUGAGUAAUUAUGAAGAUCAGUGCAAAAGUUAUCCUUUUAGUCAUUUGGCCAACCGAUGGACAGGUAACCAGUUGACUCAAGCCGAACAUCUAGCCCUGACUAUGAAACACAGUUGUCCUGAACAUGUACAGCAACCAGCAGCAGCAGGACAAGGUGCUGGUAAUAUCAUGAUGCGACAAAACAGUACAUCAGAUCCACAGCUGAGCAGUAGAGGGAAAGGAGACAGUUUAUCAAGUCGUGGUGCUUCAAGUAUGAUGUAUAGAACGCAUGGUAGUAACCCACCAGUAUCUAUAAACCGUUCUACAUCAAUACAUGGUUCAUCAUUACCACAACAACAUGUUCAGUUUAACAGACAAACCAGUGAACUACCCUACUCAUUAAACCAAUAUUAUACACCAACCCAAUAUACACAACAACACCCAGCCCAAUAUACGCAGCAACAACAGCACCUGGCCCAAUAUACACAACAGCAACAACAGCACCCACCUCAAUAUACACAGCAACAUCAGCACCCAGGCCAAUAUACACAGCAACACCCGAACCCAGGCCAGUAUACACAGCAACAACAGCACCCAGGCCAAUAUACACAGCAACACCAGCACCCAGGCCAGUAUACACAACAACAACAGCACCCAGGCCAGUAUACACAUGCAGAAUGGUCCUCAAUUCCUUAUAAUUGUAUAAAUUCUCCUGUACCAAUGGGACAAAUGCAGCCUGUUUGGUCACCAAAUCAAGUAAUGCCUCAACAACAACUGAUUCCACAGUACGUUGGCAGCUAUCAAGCAUCUCUGCAACCUCCCAAUCAGCCAUCAAAUCCCAUACCUGCCACUGCAGAUAUUAAACCUACUGAUUCAAGAUAUUCAAUAUUCUAUCAUCUACAAAGUUUAUUUGAUGAGAAAAAGGUAAAGGCAGCUAUGAAUGCACAUCCCAAUGAAACCAAUCCAAAUGUGUUAGUCAAAUACAUAGUUGACCUUCAGUAAGGCCAGGUUCCCACUGUCGUGCGAUGUGUUACGAUAGGAUUGUCCACGAUCUGUUAUUUUAGGAUAUGUUUCGAUAUGAUCAACAUGACUGCUGCGACUUACCUCAGUAUAUGAUAAGAUCUGAUAGGAUCACCACGAUUAAAACCACGAUUUCAAUUGUAGUACGAAUCGUGAUAGUGGAAACCUAGCAUUCAAUAACUUUAUACAGUGUACAUGUAGUUAGUUAUUUAACGCCUGUCGACCAAGUAAAUUUCUCAGCUGGUCAAUAUCAUUGUAAUUCAUUAGUUAUACAGACAGGUGAUAUACCUGUAGAAGUACCUGAAGAGUCCAGGGGAAGAACGAUCUAAGUCACAUUUUUGUCUUUUCGCAUAAAAGGCAAAACAGACUUUUGGACGAGAAUGCUUGACGCGAACAGAACAAGUGGGUUUAAUUACAACUUCAAAAUGAUGUUUAAUACGAAUCAUAAUAUAAUUACCAGUACAACAACUGACUUGCACUUUUCAGCCAAAUUAGGGUCAAAUAAAUACGAUUGACUUGUAUUUGUCCAGGAGGCCAUUUCAGAAUGGCCUUGGUUCGAUGUGACUCCAAUCGUUGUUACCUGAAAUCGAUUGUUCCAAAAAAAGCUUAUACAAUUUGCGACCAGAUGGCACCAUUAACUGGGGUUUGUUAAAAAGUGACUUAGAUCAUUCUUCCCUAGGGCUCUUCACCUGUUUACAACAGGUGUUAACUUCUCUUUUAUCAUAACCUAUUAAAGCAUUAUGUGAUUUGUAAAAAAACAAACUAUAGAAGCAUGAAGCUAUGAUUUACAUUCUUAAUUGUGGCAAAUGAAUAUUAGCUUUAUUUUAUUAAGUAAAAUAGUGAUUUAUUUUAAAAUUUUAAUUUAGAAUUGAGAGAAUUAUUUUGAGUGAAAUGCAGUGUAUAGAUUGUACACUAGAUUAGGUAUUUUGUUAUAAAAUUUUGUUUAUAAUUUUACUGACAUAUCAUUCAACAGGAUGUUGUCAGUAAUAUUAUCAAGAGAUGCUUUUAAAAUUUCGAUUAAUUUGGUAAGAUGACAUUAUGCAUGAGUUAUUGGAAUUUUACUACUGUGUAGAUUACAAAACAUUAUGUAUUUAAAGGACAGUAUUGGUGUCAGUUAUUAUCACAUAUGUGAUAGAACUGGUUUAGAUGCGUAAUCAAAGUUUCAACAAACGGAAAUGACGAACGCAAAAGGAAAACACAAGUUAUCCUUCUAUAUAACUGACUGAAGUGACGAGUGAUAACAGAUACACAAGCGAAUUUCUGCUCACUAAUAAAACAAGUGAAUGCACAGACUAUUUCUAUUUUUCUUGUGUUCUCUUAUCUAGUGACAUUCAAUUACUUUUUGAAUUGUCAGAUAUCCUCCCACAGUCUAACAUAACAACUUUUGGUCUUCGAAGGAAUGGUUAGUGAGCAGAAAUUCGCUUGUGUAUCUGUUAUCACUCGUCACUUCAGUCAGUUAUAUAGAAGGAUAACUCUUGUUUUCCUUUUGUGUUCGUCACUUCUUUUGUAGAAACUUUGAUUACGCAUCUAUCGUAGUAAUGGUCUCUGUGUUAAAAUUAUAUUUGGAACGUGUUUAAUGAUUUCUAUCACAUAUGUGAUAAUGACUGACACCAAUGUUGUCCUUUAAUCUGAAGUUGUUGAAUAGGAGUAAGAGUAGUAGAUCUGUGUAGCUGCUGGAUCAAACGAUGAUGCCGGUGGAAAGAGUCGACAUUAACAGAUAUUUAAAAAUCAUUUUUAAAUAUCUAAGUUGUUGAAUAUGUACAUAUAUUAUAAUAUUAAGUGCAGGGGGACUGCACCACACACAAUCAAUUAAGAACUAAGUUGAAAGGGAUCACUGUGUUUGGACCUUUCCCACUAUUCCUUGUGGUAAUGACGUGUGUUAACUGAUCUAAUUAAUCAACGACACACGUACAUUGACCGUUGACUUGAUGUUUUGUCAUCAGUACGGUGACGUUUAUCAGUACCUCGAUUUGAGGCCAUAUUGUUUUUGUUUACAUAAGGAGUGUAUAUAACAUGAUAUUUUUGUAUACUAAAUCACCCAGUAACAGGUAUCAUAUAUUUAUAUAAAUAUACCUAAAGUUUUUAAAUUCUGUACAAAUUAUAAUUUUGUAAUGCAUGGGAUGUAAAUUAACAAUAUCGAUCCUAGAGAUAAGUUCACUCUUUAUCUCUGGUAAAACUCGCCAGCCAUACAUCGGCAAUUUUGAAUGUCAUGUGAUGUAUCCUUCCGCCCAAGAUGGCGACUCAGUCUUGCGUUUCUUCAGAAAUUUUAUGUAUUUGGCUGAAUCACUCAGAUUGUGCACUAAAAAUAGUUCCCGUAAGUCAUGCAAUGAAUCAAUUCCUAGAAAUCGGCAGCAUUUCAUUCUAACAAAUCCUGCCAACCACUGGAGGCGGAGCUUAGGAACUGAUUUCAUGCUGAUUAAUGGCUGGCGAGGGUAAAGUUUUCUCUGGAAUCAAGAUUGGUAAAUUGAUUGAACUUUGUUUUAAACAGUUGGUUGACAGUAACAAGCUGGAAAAUAGCCAAUUGUUGAACAUUUGGAGUACAGUGGUGUAAAUUGUGUUUUUGACCAACACUGGUUUAUAGGAUAUUUAUUUGUGUUAAAUGGAUUCCAUAGAAUGACGUUGAAAACAUUCUGUAUUUUUUUUCAUCAAAAUAUUCCUUUUAACUGUUUUGUAAAGAUUUGAAUUGUUUGCAAGAAUUUGUAUUCAAAUUCAAAAUUAGACACAUCAAUUGAUAUGAAAAACUAUAACAUGUUGUAAUGAGACAUGUAUAGUUUAGUCAAGGCCUUGAUUGAUCUCUGGUUAAGCCAGAUUUUGAAAAUUGUUUGUUUGCUGUAAAUUAGACCAUUUGACAAAUUACUCUAAUUAUUGCCUUAAUCAAGCUGAUUAAAACACUACACUAGGAUCUGGAAGAGUUUUUAUAAAACCAGCAUUCUGGAUGAUGUGAGAGAUUAGCCAAUGAAACGAGUUCUUGGGUCAUAGGGUCAAAAGCCGCUUGCAUGACCACUGAUGUGAUCUUUCACUAUAACUGGUUAGAUCUUCAUGUAGUGUGAGCCAGAAGUAAACUUUUAAGUAACAUGUAUUCCAUAUAAUUGUGUCAUGUGUUACUUUGAUUUAUAGCAAUGGAUCAAGCACAAUGCUAUAGUGGAACACACUGUUGGUUAUAUCUUACCCUGGGCUUUCCUGGGCUUUAUCAACUAUAGAAAUAAUAAAACUUUACCUCUCCAAGUACACAUUGUUAUCCCUGAAAAUAAUAAAAUGAACACAAUGAAUUCAACAAUUUUAUUAUUGACCCAAUUCAAAUGGGGGGUUGGAUGGCCGAAUGGUUAGCAUGUGCGUGCUGUAUCAUAAGACCUGUCAUUGAGGCAACUGGUGUGGUUUCGAAUCCCCGGUUGUACGUGACAAGAAGUAGAGUCAUCCGGUUUUCUCCCACUGCUAAAGACCCCUACGCACAAGCGAAUUAUUGAAAUAGAAUUAAACCAUAUGUUAGUCCCGAAAUGACCUAGUCGAGUGGAUGUUAAACCCCAUUUCUCUCUCUCUCCCAAUUCAAAUAGGACAAGCCAUUCUAAGUUACCAAUCCAUGACUAAUUGAGUAAUUUAUCCUAGUUUUUUUUCCUUCUGUGAUUCACGUCUUCAUUAGCCCAGUAUGGGAGCAGAACAGUAGGACAUUAAACCCCAUUUCAUUUCUUCUGUGAUUCUCAGUUGAAAUUUGAAGGUCUUUGUAUCAUAUUGUUUUUAGAGAUGAAUCAGUAGUCCUGAUUACUGCAAACACAGAAUUUUUAAAAGUCUGGCCAAGUGUAUAUAUAAUAUAUAUAUAAUUUAAAAGAUUAUAUAAUAUUAUAACUGUAUCAUACUAUGUAUGCUUAUUGUGUAAAUAUUGCUUUAACAUGUUUAAUGUUUAGUUAGUUUUAAUAUAUUAAUCCUGUGUGAAUAGUUUGAACAUGAAUAUACUGAUAGUCUAAUUUACUUAUUAACAUUAAUCAAAUAUUAAACAUACAUUAUGGGAGAUUAGAUAAAGAACUGGCAGUUCUCACUAUAAGAGUUAAAAACUAGAUAAUGUAAUGGGAAUUUGCUGAAAAUUUCAGUCAAAUUGAUCUCUUCUGAAUCGAGUAUUUAGCGUUUGAACUUGGGGCCUAGCCUCGAUCAUCAGAUCAUCAUUAUUAAAGUCGGUACGAUAAAAAACAUAGUCUCGAUUAUCUAUUUUUUUAUUUAAUCAGAAGCAGCAGACCGGGUUCUAAUCCAGUAAAUAUCGCAGAGUAGCGAUGCCAUCGAGAGUUGGUUAUGGUCUGGAUAAGUUAAUUAAUGUCUAAUUAAUAAUUUAGAUAACAUUUCAGGCCCAAAGGAAGACCAGCAAUAUUCAGAUUUAUCUCUUGCAUAAUGUAUAUUUAAGUAAAUAAUAAUUGGUUGUCAUUAAGAUAUAUACCUAAGCUAUAUUUAUAACCUAGUACAUCCGGAUGGUUUUAUUUUAUAUUUAUAAGCUAAUGGUACUUGGAAAUUCUUUCCUACUUUCCUAGAAUAUAAUAAUGUAUUAUGAAUGUAUAUAAACUGAUUUGCAUUCAAUCGUUUAAUCUCUAAUUUCAAAUCAGUUAUGUUCCGCGAAAUACGCCAGAAGUACAUGAACCUUUCUUUGUAUUCAUUGAAGCCAGUAAAUAGUUGUGUUUACAAUAUAACAUUCUUCACAACUGCACAAUAUAUCCACUUGUAUUUCUACACUUAUUAUUAUUGUUUGUUAGAAAGAUCCUGUUUAAGGUAUUUUAUGGGUUAUCUCAACAAGGAUGUGAUUUUGUCACAACCCAGUAAUAGGGUUUGCUCUUAUUACUUUAAAUAUAAAUCUUACUACUUUUUUUUGUUAAUUGAAACAGUUGUUUUGAUCAGUGCUACUGACUAGAAGAUCUCUUAGAAAAUUAUUCUUUUGUAUUAUACAAACUAAUACAGUAACAUCAUCUUUCAAAGAUUUUGGAUCAAGGAUUCAAGAUACACAACAAAUUUCUAGUUUUUAUGAAAAGUUAUAAGGAUCAAAUAAAUAAAUAAAUAAUCUGGAUGAAAUUGAUUUAAUAUAUUCAAGUAACUUUUGAUAAUAAUAUAGUCAGUUUAUUUAACCUUUAUUUAAAAACACAAUUAAAUUUUUGAUUUAAUAUUUUGAUGUGGGGCCUAACUUUUGGUAAUAAUGUUUGUUUAUUUAUCUAUAUUUAAAAACACACUUAAAUUUUUGUAGAUUUACUGUAAUAGAAAGAAUAUUGCAAGAAUGUGUAAUUUAAAAUGUACUUUCUAGAUUCACUUAUAUGAAGUAUAAAUGAUUGAUAUUAUAUA